This is a messenger RNA of Morone saxatilis (striped sea-bass), 507 nucleotides long. RefSeq names its product corticotropin releasing hormone b (gene crhb). NCBI's taxonomy places the organism in Eukaryota, Metazoa, Chordata, Actinopteri, Moronidae. The transcript has a single exon. The record is from RefSeq and is a predicted model, not a curated record. Bases 1 to 507 code for a protein of 168 amino acids. Gene Ontology annotation, molecular function: hormone activity. Gene Ontology annotation, cellular component: extracellular region.
AUGAAGCUCAAUUUACUUGGUACCACCGUGAUUCUGCUAGUUGCCUUCUUACCCCGCUACGAAUGUCGGGCUAUUGAGAGCCCUGGCGGUGCCCUGCGCGUCCCAGCUCCCCAAACCCAAAACUCCCAGCAGCAGCAGCAGUCUGGCCCCAUCCUGGAGCGGCUUGGAGAGGAGUAUUUCAUCCGACUGGGCAACGGGGACUCUAACUCUUUCCCAUCAUCGUCCAUGUAUCCCGGCGGAUCACCUGCCAUCUACAACAGAGCUUUGCAACUCCAGCUGACGCGGCGUCUUUUACAAGGGAAAGUUGGGAACAUCAGGGCGCUCAUAAGCGGCUUCGGAGACCGCGGGGACGAGUCGAUGGAGAGGGGAAGGAGGUCCGAGGAUCCGCCGAUAUCCCUGGACCUGACCUUCCACCUGCUCCGGGAGAUGAUGGAGAUGUCCAGGGCGGAACAGCUGGCCCAGCAAGCGCAAAACAACAGAAGAAUGAUGGAGCUCUUCGGGAAAUGA